AUGAGAUCUAUUAAUAAAAAAAGAUCCUCCGAAGUAAUCGAAAAAUUCGGUCUCACAAAAGGGGUCUACGAUCUUUUUGCACAGUACCAAAACUUAGCGAGAGUCAAAGACGAGACCAAAAUGAUGAUGACUAUCCCUAAAAUCCCUUAUCUUACACAAGCAAAACUGCAGCACUUCAUCGACGAGAGGAAGCCUUAUAAGGAUAUAGCAAAGCACAUUCCUAUUUCUCAGGUCGAAGAACUUCUAGACGAGUAUGUGCCGACCGCUGUCAUGCGAACGGCACUAGGCCCAGCAGCUGAAGACGUGAUCUGAAGGAUUUAUGCUUACAAACUUAUUGUGAUCCCUGAGUUCUUAGAAGUCACUUCAAAAGAGCUGCUAAACUUGAUGAAUAUUACUAGGCAGCAGAGAAACGCGAUGGUGAAGUCUUAUGUUGAUAUGAUUCAAACGCUAAUUAUGUACUGGUUAGGUUAA
Blepharisma stoltei is the source of this 471-nucleotide messenger RNA. Lineage: Eukaryota; Ciliophora; Heterotrichea; Heterotrichida; Blepharismidae. The record is from the annotation of a GenBank genome assembly.